AUGGACCACGAGCAGCGGCGCCAGCGGUGCGGCACCUCGUCGGGGAAGCACAAGGGCGGCGGCGGCAAGGGCGGGGGCAAGAAGCCAAUCAAGGUGGUGUACAUCUCCAACCCCAUGCGCGUCAAGACUAGCGCGGCUGGUUUCCGCGCUCUCGUCCAGGAGCUCACCGGCCGCGACGCCGACCCCUCCAAGUACAGCCCCGAGGACCUCGCCGGCGCCGCCGACGCCACCGUGGCGGCGCCUGACCUUGACUGCGCCGCCGCCCAGGGGCUCAGCCCCGGGGGCGCGGCCACGUCGUCCGAAACCAUCGUUGCCAUCCCCAGCCCCGCCGCGGCGGACCACCUGCCCGACGCCGUGGCCGAGGCCGCGCCGCACGGCGCGGACUACUACGACGAGGAGGAGGACGCGGAUGGCUUCGGGUCGCAACUGCUGGAGAACAACUACAUGGUGUUCUCGCCGCCGACGCUGCUCUACGACCACCACCCGCACAGCAAGUGGAGCGUGCGCGCAUACACACACUUAUCGGGGCCCAAGCUGCAACUUGCAAGCAAACAGUACGGCUUAGCUGAUGUAGAAUAA
Miscanthus lutarioriparius is the source of this 579-nucleotide messenger RNA. The record is from the annotation of a GenBank genome assembly. NCBI's taxonomy places the organism in Eukaryota, Viridiplantae, Streptophyta, Magnoliopsida, Poales, Poaceae.